Lachancea mirantina is the source of this 459-nucleotide messenger RNA. The record is from the annotation of a GenBank genome assembly. Lineage: Eukaryota; Fungi; Ascomycota; Saccharomycetes; Saccharomycetales; Saccharomycetaceae.
AUGGCUCAAUGGGAUGAGCUGGGAAUGGAUAUCGCAUAUGAAGAGGCUCUUCUCGGCUACAAAGAGAACGGCGUCCCGAUUGGAGGAUGUUUAAUUAACAAUAAAGACGGUAAAAUAUUGGGUCGUGGUCAUAACAUGCGAUUCCAGGAAGGCAGUGCUACGUUGCACGGUGAAAUCUCGACUUUGGAGAACGCAGGUCGCAUGAAGGGCUCCGUUUACAAGGAUUGUACUCUGUACACGACGUUGUCGCCGUGCGACAUGUGUACCGGAGCCAUUUUACUAUAUGGCAUAAAACGGUGCGUUAUAGGCGAAAACGUCACAUUCAAGUCCCCCGGCGAAAGUUAUUUGGAAUCGAGGGGCUGUGAAACCAAAGUGGUUGACGAUAAACGGUGCAAGAGCAUCAUGCAGAAGUUUAUAGAAGAGAGGCCUCAAGAUUGGUACGAGGACAUUGGGGAGUAG